Oreochromis niloticus (Nile tilapia) is the source of this 2395-nucleotide messenger RNA. Its product is annotated as NLR family CARD domain-containing protein 3. The coding region runs from base 29 to 2395 and encodes 788 amino acids. The record is from RefSeq and is a predicted model, not a curated record. NCBI's taxonomy places the organism in Eukaryota, Metazoa, Chordata, Actinopteri, Cichliformes, Cichlidae. The transcript has 7 exons.
GAGCUGAUGUGGAUGUGAAUUCAGCAGCAUGGAUCAGUGUGAGGACAGAGAGGAGAGAGUCCCUCCCCCUAAAAGAGCCAAAGAAAGCCAGACCAAAGCUCAGAGGACUAAACGAGGAACAAAGCGUAAACAUGAAUCUGGACCCAGCUGUGUGUCCUUAAAGAGCGACCAGUCAAAACAUUUUAAUAUUGAUUUGAAACAAAGACAUUUAUCUGGCACAGAAAUGUAUCAGAAACCUGAACCCAGGUGUGUGUCCUUAAAAAGUGACGAGUCAAAACAUUUUGUUGAUUUUAAAGACAAUUCUUCUGCUGCAGAGAGAGUGGACCAGGAGAGUUCAAAGGUUCCCAGUGGUCAACCUGCCAAGCAGCAUCAAACACAUUUGGACUCUGUAUUUAUGCUGCUGGAGGACAACAUCAUCACUUUUGUGAAGAAUGAGCUGAAGAAGAUACAGGAGAUUCUGAGUUCAGAUUACCCAGAAUCCUUAGGGAGCCAGAAAGAGGAUGAGGGAGUCUUGGAGGAAGCAUUUGUGAAAAUCACACUGUACAUCCUGAGGAAACUGAAGGAGGAGGAACUGGCUGACUGUCUGCAGAUCAAAAUAUUUGCACCACAUUUUCAGCACGAAUUCAAAUCUUCUCUGAAGAAGAAGUACCAGUUUCUGUUUGAGGGGGUUGCCAAAGCAGGAAACCCAACCCUCCUGAAUCAGAUCUACACAGAGCUUUACAUCACAAAGGGAGGGACUGCAGAGGUCAAUGAUGAACAUGAGGUCAGACAGAUUGAAACAGCAUCCAGGAAACCAUACAGACCAGAAACAACAAUCAGACAUGAAGAAACAACAAUCAGACCAGAAGACAUCUUUAAAGCCUCAAUUGGAAGAGAACAACCAAUCAGAACAGUGCUGACAAAGGGAGUGGCUGGGAUUGGGAAAACUGUCCUAACACAGAAGUUCACUCUGGACUGGGCUGAAGACAAAGCCAACCAGGACAUCCAGCUGAUAUUUCCAUUCACUUUCAGAGAGCUGAACAUGCUGAAAGAGAAAAAGUUCAGUUUGGUGGAACUUGUUCAUCACUUCUUUAUUGAAACCCAAAAAGCAGGAAUCUGCAGGUUUGAAGACUUCCAGGUUGUGUUAAUCUUUGAUGGUCUGGAUGAGUGUCGACUUCCUCUGGACUUCCACAAAUCUGAAAUGCUUACUGACCCUACACUGUCACACUCAGUGGACGUGCUGUUGAUAAACCUCAUUAGGGGGAAUCUUCUUCCCUCUGCUCGCCUCUGGAUAACCACACGACCUGCAGCAACCACUCAGAUCCCUCCCAGUUGUUUUGACUUGGUGACAGAGAUCAGGGGGUUCAAUGACCCACAGAAAGAGGAGUACUUCAGGAAAAGAUCUAGAGAUGAACAGCAGGCCAGCAGGAUAUUCUCCCACAUCAAGACAUCACGAAGCCUCCACAUCAUGUGCCACAUCCUAGUCUUCUGCUGGAUCACUGCUACAGUUCUGGGGGAUGUCCUGAAAACCAGAGAGGGAGAGAAGCUGCCCAAGACCCUGACUGAAUUGUACAUCCACUUCCUGGUGGUUCAGGCCAAAGUGAAAAAUGUAAAAUAUGAUGGAGGAUCUGAGACAGAUCCACCCUGGAGUCCAGAGAGCAGGAAGAUGAUUGAGUCUCUGGGAAAACUGGCUUUUGAGCAGCUGCAGAAAAGAAACCUGAUCUUCUAUGAAUCAGACCUGACAGAGUGUGGCAUCGAUAUCAGAGCAGCCUCAGUGUACUCAGGAGUGUUCACACAGAUCUUUAUAGAGGAGAGAGGACUGUACCAGGACAAGGUGUUCUGCUUCAUCCAUCUAAGUGUUCAGGAGUUUCUGGCUGCUCUUCAUGUCCAUCUGAUCUUCAUCAACUCUGGAGUCAAUCUGCUGGAAGAGCAACAAAAAACAUCCCAUCAAUCUGAACACAUCUACAAGAGUGCUGUGGAUAAGGCCUUACAGAGUCCAAAUGGACACCUGGACUUGUUCCUUCGUUUCCUCCUGGGUCUUUCACUUCAGACCAAUCAGACUCUCCUGCAAGGCCUGCUGACACAAACAGGAAGUAGCUCACAGACAAAUCAGGAAACAGUUCAGUACAUCAAGAAGAAGAUCAAUGAGAAUCUGUCUGCAGAGAAAAGCAUUAACCUUUUUCACUGUCUUAAUGAACUCAAUGACCAUUCUCUUGUGGAGGAGAUUCAACAGUCCCUGAGAUCAGGACAUCUCUCUGCAGAUAAACUGUCUCCUGCUCAGUGGUCAGCUCUGGUCUUCAUCUUACUCUCAUCAGAAAAAGAUCUGGAUGUGUUUGACCUGAAGAAAUACUCUGCUUCAGAGGAGGCUCUUCUGAGACUGCUGCCUGUGGUCAAAGCCUCCAACAAAGCUCUGUAA